This is a messenger RNA of Marchantia polymorpha subsp. ruderalis, 4167 nucleotides long. Lineage: Eukaryota; Viridiplantae; Streptophyta; Marchantiopsida; Marchantiales; Marchantiaceae. The record is from the annotation of a GenBank genome assembly.
CGGCAGCAGCGGGCGUAGGAGGAAGGAGAAAGAGAAAGAACAUUUCUUCCGGAGAGCGAGAGAGAGAGAGAGAGAGAGAGAGGGAGGAGAGGAGAGUAGGACGACAGCGACGGGGGAGGGCAGGGAUGGGGUUAGGGCGAGAGGGGGAGGUUUUUGGAUGGCGGCGCAGGCGGGAAGGAGGAAAAAAGGAACGAGCAGGAGCACGAUGACGAUGAUGAUGACGGGAACUGCUGGAGGAGGAGGACGACCGGAGCUUGGAGAAAAAGUUUGAGGGAUUCGAGGGUUUGGGGUUUGUGCCAGACUGGGACUGUGCAGAGGGAGCGAGGGGGAGUUCGAUGCCCUGUGGCUUUCCCUCGGGUUUGGACGAGGGUUUUGCACCCAAGGUGUCGUGGAGUCCGAGGGAGUGUCACUCAGACACUGCCGCUGUUGCUAGUUUCGGUGCCGCGGUGGUGCUUUCCAGCAUUGCCCCAAGAGGGGCUGGUGGUCUUGAAAGCUUUUGUUCGAUGGCUUCCUCGACGGUCUUGCUGUCCGCGGUGUAACGAAACGCGCCGGAACGCGACGACGCGGGGGCCCGAGUGGUAGUGGUAGGGAUAGAUAAGGCACCCGCAGGCGAGGAAAAAAUCGCAGGUUUUGAGCGGAACACAGCAGAGCAGGUGGUUCGGUCUGGUUUCCUCGUCUGGCCAGGCGUAGAUAGGUCACUAGGAUUAUGGACGAGGCCUGGGAGAGAGCCGUGGAGGCGGCGAGAGGAGGUGAGGAUCCGGGCACCACAAGAUCGCUGACUCUGGAUGGGGCGCUUAAGUGCGCCCAAGGGCGGCUGCCUCCAGCCUCUCUUUUCGAGUCAUUUUCACAAUUACGACAUCUUUCUAUUGCCAACGUGGGUCUGUCGUCGCUAGCCGAUUUUCCGUGCCUUCCUCAUUUGGAACAGUUGAUUUUAAGCGAUAAUCGCAUUGCGGGUGGGCUCGAGCAUUUGGUUAAAGCAGGUUUGAAGUCGUUGCGGGAUCUGGAUCUUUCGAACAACAAAAUUCAGUCGCUGGAGGAUCUUGCCCCCUUGUCUCAGUUGCGACUUGUGUCUUUGGAUCUGUACGAGUGUCAGGUUACCCGCCUGCCUGACUACAGAGCUCGAGUUUUCGAAAUGAUGAAAUCCUUACAGUACCUAGACAAGGCUGACGCCAACAACAAUGAAAGACCCGAGUCGGAUGAAGAAGAAGAGGAAGAGUCCGACGACGAAGAUGUGGACGACGUCAACGGCGAUGGUAUUGAGGUCGAAGGUGAAGAAGAUGAAGGUGUCGACGGGGACUUGAAGGGCGCUGCCGUUACCCUACAGGACGAGGACGACGACGAGGGUGAUGAAGAUGAGGAAAGAGAGGACAACGACGAAGUCGACGAGGACGAAGAGGAGGAAGGUGGCAGCUACCAGGAAGCGGUAGUCGCGCCUGGUCAGGCCGGUGGUUCUUAUAUCGAUAACGGGUCGGACGAAGAUGAGGUUGAGGACGACGAAGAUGGUGAAGAGAACGUUGAAGUACAAGAUGUCGACGAAAGUGAGGAAGAUGACGGGGCGGAGGAUGAAGAUGAUGAUGAAGUCGGAGAAGAGGACGAUGACGACGACGAAGGAACUGAGCAAGCAAGUGGUGCACUCGUCAGCACAGAGGGUGAGCUCGACGUGCAAGAAAAUGAUGAGAACGAUGACGACGAGAAUGGCGAGCUCGGUGAAGAUGAAGAGGAGGGAGCAGAAGAGUUUGGGGUCGAGAACGAUGAGAACGACGAGGACGAUGAAGAGGGUGAUGAGGAGGACGAGGAAGAGGAGGACGACGAGGAUGACGAGGACGAGGAAGAGUACGGGACCGAGUAUUUAGUUCAACCAAUAGGUCAAGCGGAGGAUGACGAAGGAGCCAGCGAUUUCGAGCCGGGCGAUGACGAAGAAGAAGAGGACGACGAAUUUGAGGAGGAGGACGAGGAUGAUGAUGAAACAGCAGGAAUCAAAGAUCCAUCGGCUGCUACUGCCGCGGCGGCGGCGGCUGCCGCUGCAGCAGCUGCCAAGCGAAAACGAACCAGGGACGACGACCCUGACGAGAAAGAUGUACGGCCGCCGAAGCACUGAAUAUCUAUGACAACCAUAGCUGCCACCACCAUCUCUGGCUUCCGCACCGCAAAUCUCUUGUCCAGGUGCAAGCGCGCAAAGAGUAACGCCUUUCAAGUAAGGAAAGCUUUGAAGCCUUGGCGAUGUGGCUGUUUAGACUCGUACGUCCAUUCUUUGUAACAAAUGUACAAGUAGAAUCAGCAAUAGUCAUGUUGGGGCAACUUUUACGCCCCCGUUUUCAUUGAAGGCUUUGUCACCCGAGCAUCCACAGUAGAGCAGGCCUCUCUUAGUGCAGGUCCUAACUAAGCACAGUGUUUGCUGCAUCCCCGCUCAGAGAAUCUUAUCAAUACUCAGUUCAGUUUAAUUCUUAGGUGAUGCUUGUUCCGGGGGAUUCUCGCCUUUGCACCUCUUCUAAGAGGCGCAUUGCUCUCCUGCUAGUGACUUAUCCAUUUUGCACCUGCUCCACAAACUGUAGGUAGUAUUUUCAUUGAUCGCAGCAGUUUUUGAUUUUUUUUUCCCUUCCCCUUAAGUGCUGUCAAAUGGAGCCCCUUACAUGUUCUAAGCUAGACUCUAGACUCGGUGUUCUUGGGUCGGUUUUUAGUAGGAAUCUUCAACUGUGCAGUUAAACGGUGAUGCUAUACAGAAGAAUAGAGAAGUUUUGCAAAUCUAGAUACCGUCUCUGUCUCUUGUAAACCGCGCCGCUCUUCUGAAAACUUCUCCAACACCUCGAGAGAUGGUUUACCGAUUAGAUGGUCGAGUAUCCUGCCUGCAACUGGGUUCGUUCUGCGGAGCCUGUAAUUGGAGGCAUGAUAUCAGUGUACGGCUCAAAGUACCUGUUGAAUUCAUCGAGACCCGCAGAGUACUUUUGACAUUCUUUCCUUCGUACAUCGCACAUUUGUUUUCUUUGAAACAUUUUUUCUGGGGCUUUUUUUGAGGUUCAAAUGAGUGUAUUGAGGACUGUUGAAGAAGAGUUCUACAUAAGCCGCGAGCUAGGUGGACCGUAUUGGAGCUUCGGAAGUAAUACACGCGGGGAUUGCUAUCGCCCCUUGGAGUUUGACCGUCUACAGGCAGAGUUUGAGUGCGAUGGCUGUGCGACGAGUCGGUGACAUGUCCGAGCUACUGCUGCCCGAGAGAUUGCAGUCUCUGAAAGAAAUGCACCAUCCGACGAUUUUGUUUUGAAGGUAGUUCUCCCGUUACGUCGUUGUGAAAGGCAAAGGAAGAUCGAAGCGACUAGUCCGUAACGUCACAAACGAACAACAAAGUCAAUUCGUACCUAGCAAGGAAAUGAAACUGGAGGUAAUUUUUCUUCAAAAAUCGAAGACAAAUUUUGACAAAUGCUAAGCAUCCCCGCUCUGUUCGAAAUUAUUGAAAUCGCUAUACGCUGAAGGUAUACAUCGCAGCAAAGUCACUGGAAAUACUCUUAUAUUCACUAUGCAUUGGCAGGACUGUUCUCUAUGGCGAGUUUUCUACUCAGCAUGGUGUACAUACUUGCUGUAGUGAUGUAUGUCAAAGCACGUGUACUUUACCUCGUCCGGUUUGGUGAAAAACUGCGACUGUAGAACAUUGAAGAAGCUGGAGGACGAGUACAACGCUUGAACCUCAUCACGAGAAAUGUGUGACGCUGACUCAGACAGCCACUGACGAAGCUACAACUUCAUGUCAUGUCACAUUGAUAGCUCGUUUACAAAUGAAACUGGAGUAUCAUCUUCACGAAAACGCCAAGAGAAGAUAAUUUCUUACCUCUAAGGCGGUUGCCAGGUAACUGACAUGAUCCGGGAGGGUCUAAAUCCCUAGGCAGCUGCUGGUCGACAUCUCGCUUCUCAAUAGUCUGAACAUGAGUUCUUUCGUCCACAACUGCCAAGAUCAGACGUAACUGAUCGAUGUAAUUCUCAUCCUUUCAUUAACUCAUUUGAAGGACAAAGAUUGUUCGCCGGCGGAGAGUGCUUAGUGCUCAGUGACCGAUUACAACGAUGCUCCUGUUUCUUCAUGCUCAUUGACUUCGACUCAAAGGUCUUUGUAUGAUUGGUAAGAAUCACAUACUUUCAGCUGCCGCCGAGCGUGCGACAUGUGACUCAACAAUUCUCUGCAAC